CUCUUCUAGCACAUGAUGUUGAGUAUGCUAGUGUACGUGAGCUGUGGCCUGUCAUUCCUCAGUACACAGAAGACUUACAGAAGGAUGGGGCGCGGGCUGGGGAGUGCCCGCUUCAGGGACCAGGUGGUGGGGUUGGGCUGCCUGUGGGAGGCGUGGACGGAGGCGGAGCAGGUGGUGGUGGUGUACUCCCUCAUCCGACGCCUGCCCUCCGUCCCCGCCCGAUUCCUGCUCAACCUCCUCACCCACGCCGCCGCCAGCGACCCCGCCCACGACCUCACCCACGCAGAGGCCACCGCUAACGACCCAGCGUGGGUGAGUCAGCUGGCGGAGAGCAAGGACUCGGGCGCCGCGGACCUGCUCUACCACCUGCCACUCCUGCGACCCUCCAACACUGAGGCCAAGAUGCAGUACCUGUCGCUCAUCCCCAAGGUACUGGCACAGGCUGUGGCCUCAGCAGGCAGCCAACAGUCGACUGCCUUGGAAAAUGCCCGGCAGCUACUUAGCUACACCCUCAUCCACCCAGCUGUCACUGUGGAGGAGCGCCGGGCCCUCACCCACUGGCUGCGCACCCUUGAGGAACGUCUGGCUGAUCACCACCGCCGACCACCGCCACCCCCACCCACUCACACUCACCCCCACCCCCCUGACCCACUCCCACCCACACUGCCACUAACUUGGGUCAGCUUCCCUAAGCUAUCUUCUGUGCAGCCUAGUGCAGGGCACAAAUAUGCAUAUACAAGGUCCUUCUGGUCUCUUGCAAGGAUUAACAAAGGCUUUCCCUCCACUAUCACCACCACUGCUACCACCACCACCACCACCACUAGCAGCAGCAAUAAUAACAACAGUAGCAGCAGUCACAGCCUUAGUCACAGUGGGACAAGUCUUGGCCCCUCCAAGUCCCGCUGGACCAGUGACACUCCAGUGGUGCUUCCACCAGACACUGGGCAGACCAAGACCCUCUGGUCACCUGCUCUUGCUCCCUGGGAUGAUGUGGGUUGGUGUGGGAGUGUGGGAAUUACUGGACUAGUGGGAGGAGCUCCCAGUGAAGCUCCACAGUCCCCGAACAACUCGGCUACCUCCUCGCGCUCCUCUGGGUGUGAAUCCAACCCUGAGGAGGCCUGCCAGCCCCACCCUGGCAUGAGAGAUGUAGGUGUGUGGCUCAAGUCACUGCGACUGCAUAAAUAUUCUCCACUGCUGUGCAACCUGACCUAUGAGGAGCUGCUGGCACUGGAUGAGGCCACACUGGAGGCCCAGGGAGUGACCAAGGGAGCUAGACACAAAAUUGUCCUCUCCAUCAACAAACUGAAGGAGCGGCACACUCAGCUAGUCCAGAUUGAGAAGGAGGUGAUGAGUGGAGGUCACCUGCUGUCCUGCCUCAAUGAACUCAAAGCCAUCAUCUUGACCCCGUUCCCCCCAUACAACCCUCCAGGAGAUGCUUCAUCCCAUCUCCACCAUCUUAGCCAACAACAGCAACAAGCAAAUGACUCCACUACCUUGGACUGUACCACAAUACCCCCCUCCUCUGCCACCACAACCACUAUUACCACCACUACCACUGCCCUAUCCCUCCCAGUCUCCUCUUCAUCAUCUGCUAGUGUUCCUUCAUCCUUCCCUUCCUCCUCUGCUACUGCAACACCCUCCACCACCUCCUCCCUCUCUACUUCCAACUCCUCCUCUAUGUGUUCCUUGCGGGGAGAGGAGAGAGAGCUUCUGAAGGAGGAAGCCCCAAGACCAUCCUCACUGGAGUCAGAGAGUGGCAAUUCAAUUGCAGAGAAUGACCUCCCGUCCCAAUUCACCCGGGUCAUGGGCAAAGUGUGCACUCAGCUACUGGUGAGUGUCAGGCUGGAGGAUGAGUGUGUGAGUGCUUUCCUGGGUCUGGUGGAGAAGUGUGUCAGCCACGAGGCCUUCACUCCCACCCAGAUCAGGCGGCUACAGUCAUGGAAGCAACAGAUUAUCCGUGUUUGGCACCCGUUGCCCCCAAAGACCAAGGAUACUCGCCAUAACCGCAGGUGGAGUCAGCAGUACAGCGGUGAUGGUUUCUUGGGUGGAUCCUUCAGAGUGCCUAGGGUGGGUGGGCAGCGCCAUGCACACCUUCCCACGGGGCUCCUAGUGGGGGGCAAGGCCUUUCCUCCACACCAGCCCCAUCAGCUCUUCCCUCUCCCACCGGCUGCUGCUGCUGCUGCUGCUGCUGCCAGCUUAGGGGGCUUAAUGAGUCCACGGAACAGCCUUCCAGGCCUUCCUUCUCUUGGAGUGGGAGGUCUUCUGUCACCUCAGCAGUUCCUUGCCAAACGGCCCUCACUACAGGAGACACCCUCAGAGCUGAGGCCUCACAUCACUCUGCAGCGGACGAGAUCUGCUCCCUCUCGGCCCCAUCAGCUGCCUCUGUCUGGUCCCACUCGUUCUGGCCCCAUCCCACCACCUGCACCCACUACUGUUCCCUCCACCUCCCUUGCCUUGGGCACUGGCGGCUGUGCAGACCUGCGUCUCCCUGGAGGAUCGGGGACCAUUCUGGAGCCGCACUUCUCCCCUCGGGCAUCAUUUUCUCACCUUGGGCCGCCUCCUUCCUCACCUGACCCGGCCGAUAAUGACAUCACCGACCGCCUUGAAUCCUUGUGUCUGUCAGUGACAGAACAUGCGUUGGGCUGAGUGUGUCUAUGCCACAUCCAAAUGCUUUCCAUCCUGCUGUGACAUUAAUGUCAAUGCUUCCAGGGAUGAGGUUGUUUUAGUGAUGCACACACACAGUAUUAACAAGUGUGAGGAAUCCCACCAGCCUAGCAGAGGCAAUUACUCACAUCAAAUGUGCACUUGAUUAUUUGUUCCACAUAACCAUCCACAUAUCAUAUUUAUUCAGAUAGUAUCAUGAAGUUGCCUUUUUUUUCUUUAUCAAGGCCACACCACCAUAGCCCCACACCCUCCGUUGUCACAGAUGACAGGAGCAGCAAAACCCGGCAGCUGCGAUACCAUGUGGAUGGAGCUCUUGUAAGUGGCUGUGUGCACCACAGUCACCACACUGCUAUCCCACCACGUGCCUGCUGCACUGUUGACCCACCCAGGAGCUAUGUAAUAAAGCAUAUCCUUUGCUGUGCAGGGAUGCCACGCCCAGCUGUGCUCGGUAAUGGCUUAGAUAAUCUCCUGUGUGGCUCUUAGCAGCCAGUGUUCACUAGGAUGGAGAGGGAGAGGAAGAGGGACAAAUGAGGAAAGCUGAAGCUUUCCAAUCCCUCUCAUCUUCCUCCCAAAAUUUCUGGUCCUAGACAAACACCCAUACUGCUGUAUAUAUGUGUGUGUGUGUGUGUGUGUGUGUGUGUGUGUGUGUGUGUGUGUGUGUGUGUGUGUGUGCGCACACAUGUGCGUGCAUACAGAGAUGGCACCAUAAGGAACAGAUGCACCCUCUGAUAGAGCAAGUGCCCCAGAAAACCACUUUUGUUUCCCAAAUAAAAAAAAAGUAUGAGGUAAUUUCAGAACCAUAAUAUAAAAGUGGGAAUUGGCAUUAUCCACACAGGCACUGGGACUUCACAUGAGAACAGAUCAUAAACACUGGGGAAAAAAGCUGGUUGUGUUCUCCACUUGGUCAGACAGCAGUGACCUUCACAAACAAACCUCAAUGCAGGUGACCGCAGGCGGCACCCUUCGACUUGAUUUAUUUAACAGACUAUCAAGGUGCCUAGAGGAAAGAAAGCCAAUUUGAUGAUGGUCUUGAAAUUGGGCAACUACUGCUAACCAUAGACACAGAUAUGAAUGUAUAAAUGUGGGGGGAAGAAAUGAAAUGCUCAGGCAACUAUACCAGUUGCUUUUAUGAUAAAAAGAAAAAAAAAAGAAAAAGAAAAAAAGAAAAAAAAUCUUUCCAUAUCAUUCAGCUUUCUGAUUGGUCUUGCAGUUCUCCAAUAGGCAUGAAAUACUCCCCUCAGAAUAUAUAUUUGAAGAAUAAUUCUCUUGGAUGUGCAUUUUUGCUAUAGGCUCUUAACACCAAUGAUAAUGCUGAACAUGUCUCAGAGAUAUCAUAGCUCAGAUAGCAUAAGAUGUGGUUCUGAUUGCUGCUUCUUUAACAUUCAGUAGACACUUGUAUCAAGCCUGCAGACCAUUGGCUGUGGUAAUAUGAAAAUAGAAGAUAUAUAUUAGACAUGAUACUUAUUGAUCUAUGAUAUAAAAUGGAUCUUACUCAUUAACCUCUGGUAAAAUUUACCCUUGUUUGAAGGAAAGUCAUGAAUUUGCCACUGUGUGUGUGUGUGUGUGUGUGUGUGUGUGUGUGUGUGUGUGUGUGUGUGUGUGUGUGUGUGUGUGUGUGUGUUGAGCUGCUCACUCCAGCUUGGCUUGGGAGUGAGUACCAGCACAAGAAGCUACUGGAGGCAUUAUACAACCCUCAUGCCGAAUGCUUUUUCAUUGACUGUAUUUAAGUCUGUAUCUGCUGUAAAUAUGUAGCUUGUAAAAGUUUGAGUGGAGACCGUCUCUCUUGUGUGUAAGACUUCCUAACACUCACAAGACACCAAAAUAUAACAGAAUAUCUAGUGUGAUAGUCCCAAGACAUUGUACACUGUUAUGUUUAGUUAUUAAAAUUACCUCAUACAAGCA
Molecule: messenger RNA, 4566 nt
Organism: Scylla paramamosain (green mud crab)
Lineage: Eukaryota; Metazoa; Arthropoda; Malacostraca; Decapoda; Portunidae
Gene: smg
Product: protein Smaug homolog 2-like
Exons: 14
Coding region: 13-2646 (877 amino acids)
Biological process (GO): negative regulation of translation; regulation of mRNA stability; nuclear-transcribed mRNA poly(A) tail shortening
Cellular component (GO): P-body
Molecular function (GO): mRNA binding; protein binding; translation repressor activity
Source: RefSeq, a predicted model, not a curated record